Molecule: messenger RNA, 3743 nt
Organism: Hydractinia symbiolongicarpus
Lineage: Eukaryota; Metazoa; Cnidaria; Hydrozoa; Anthoathecata; Hydractiniidae
Product: dnaJ homolog subfamily C member 10-like
Exons: 31
Coding region: 99-3632 (1177 amino acids)
Biological process (GO): protein folding
Cellular component (GO): endoplasmic reticulum
Molecular function (GO): protein disulfide isomerase activity
Source: RefSeq, a predicted model, not a curated record
UUGACUCCUUAAUUAUUACAAGGAUAUUUUGUUGUCACAACAAUUAGGGUUAAUUACUCUAAUUUUUUUAUUGACUGUUUUUCUUUUAGAAAGUAACAAUGAUAAAAAAUCACAUAUUUGUGUUACUGGCUAGUAUUUUAUGUUUGUUAUUGACAUGCAAUGGAAAAGUCAAUGUAAAAAAUGUUCAUGUUGUUGGCAAUGUAAAGGAAUAUAAAAAAGUGUUAAAAACACAUACCAAUGUCCUGACACUAUAUUCUAAAGAUGAUAAGUCAGUUUUAAGCACAUUACGAUUGUUAGAUGGGGUAGCAAAGGAAGUUAAAGGAAAGGGAACUAUUGUUUAUAUUAACUGUGGAGAAGAUAAAGAAUCUAAAAAGCUCUGCAAGAAAUAUAGUGUUAACCCGAAACCAAAAUUACUCAAGCAUUACAAAGAUGGAGCUUUUCACAAGGAUUUUGACAGGAAAGAAACUUCAAAGUCAAUGUUGACAUUUAUGCUUGAUCCAUCGGGUGAUGCACCAUGGGAAGAGGAUCCAACUUCUAAAAGUGUUGUGCAUAUUAAUAGUGAGAAAGAUUUGAACAAACUUCGAAGAAAAGAAAAAGGUCCAAUGUUAAUUAUGUUUUAUGCGCCCUGGUGUGGUUACUGUAAGAAAUUGAAACCUGAUUACUCUGCAGCUGCUUCUGAACUUAAGGGAAAAGCUGUACUGGUAGGCAUGGAUGUAGACAAACCAGAUGCAUUCAAUGUUCGAUACCAGUUCAACAUUACUGGAUUCCCAACUCUUAUCUACUUUGAGAAAGGAGAAAAGAAAUACAGAUAUGCUGGUAAAUACGAUAAGCAGGGUCUUAUUGAUUGGCUAGCAGAUCCUCAGCCUGAAGGUUCUGGUAAAAAAGAUGAAGAAGAAGAGACACCGUGGUCUUCACAAGCACCUGAAAUAUUACACCUCACUGAUGCUACUUUUGAUGAAAAUUUAAAAGCUAACCCAUCGAUGCUUGUGAUGUUUUACGCACCUUGGUGUGGGCAUUGCAAGAACAUGAAACCUGAAUAUGUUGACGCAGCGAAACAAAUGAAAGAAGAAGAGAUUGCAGGUUCGUUAGCCGCUGUAGAUUGCACCAAAGAACAGGGUGUUUGUAAAAAAUUUGAUGUCAGUGGUUAUCCAACUAUCAAAUAUUUUGCCAACGCAGAAUACAAAUUUAAACUCAGUAUUCGAACCAAAGAUAAAAUAAUAGAGUUCAUGAAAAAUCCUGAAGCACCUCCACCACCUCCCCCUGAAGAUAUGCCUUGGGCAGAGGUUUCUUCUCCAGAAAUUCUCCACUUAGAAGAUGACAGUUUCAAGGAAAGUCUAAAAAAAAAGAAACACGUUCUUGUAAUGUUUUAUGCACCUUGGUGUGGACACUGCAAGAAAGCGAAACCUGAGAUUGAAAAGGCUGCAGAGCAUUAUAAAGAUGAUCGCAAGGUCUGGUAUGCAGGGGUUGACUGUACAGUGCAUCGCAAAAGUUGUGAACGAUUUGACGUGUCUGGUUAUCCGACUUUUAGAUACUUUUUGUAUGGCAAAAAAGAUUUCGCUUAUAAUGGAGACCGAACUGCAAAUGGUUUCAUCGACUUCAUGAAAGAUCCCACUGAUAAACCUGCUCCAGUGCCUCCAGCAGAGGAGGAGUGGAAAGACACGCCCAGUGAUGUUGUACACCUGGGGGAUGAUGAUUUUGAUAAGUUUAUUUCAGAUAAUCCCUCUGUUCUGGUUAUGUUCUAUGCACCUUGGUGUGGCCAUUGCAAAUCUAUGAAGCCUGCGUAUACUGAAGCAGCUGGCGAUCUUGUUGGAAAGGACCAUGUUUUGGCUGCCGUAGACUGUACGAAAAAUCGUAAAGUGGCUGGCAAAUACGAGAUCAAGGGUUAUCCAACUCUGAAAUAUUUCAAAGAUGGAAAGAAUUCUGAAUACGAAGGUGGAAGAAACAAAGAGGAUUUAAUUUCUUUUUUAACUGGGGGGCCUGCAAAGAAAGAGGAAGUACCAAAAGAACCAAUUUGGGCUGACGAAAACCAGGACGUAAAACAUUUGAAUGACGGUACUUUCGAUGAUUUCGUAGCGAGUAAUCCUUCAGUGUUGGUCAUGUUCUAUGCCCCUUGGUGCGGUCACUGUCAAAGGAUGAAACCAGCGUAUGGGGAAGCUGCUAAAGUUGUCAACACGGAAAACAAGGUUGAUGGGCAACUUGCAGCAGUCGACUGUACGACCAACCCAGGCACGUGCAGACAAUACAGUAUAACAGGCUACCCAACACUGAAGUAUUUCAAAAAUGGCGUAAAAGAUCAGGAUUAUGAUGGAGGUAGAGAGAAAGAAGAAAUCAUCAAAUUCAUGAUUAACCCACAACCGCUACCGCCUAAACCUGUCGAAAAAAGCUGGGCUGAAGAAGACCAACAUGUGUCUCACUUAACCGAUGAUACAUUUGGUAGUUUCAUGGAGGAACACAGAUCCGUGCUUGUUAUGUUUUAUGCACCGUGGUGUGGUCAUUGUAAAAAGAUGAAACCAGCGUUCAGUGAAGCUGCUGAAGCCCUCAAUAAUGAUAGUGAAAUUGAUGGAAAAUUAGCAGCUGUUGAUUGUACUGCGAAUGAGAUGUUACCUUCUAAAUAUGAUAUCAAGGGGUAUCCAACAUUAAAAUACUUCAAAACUAGCAGAAAAUUUUUCCUUGUCCCAUUAUCAAAGCCACAAAACUUGUCUGUAGCUCAGCAGAUUAUUAAAAAGUUUUUAGUUUUAAGUGAAAUAUCAGCCUUUAAUAAAAAAGCCGUGUAUUUUUUACUGUCGUUAUAUAGGGAUGGAAAAGAAGUGAUGAAGUAUCAAAAACCACGGACGAAAGAAGCUUUAAUAGAGUUCAUGAGAAGUCCUGGACAGAAGGAGAGCGAACAAGUAGUGAAGGAGUGGAAAGAUGAGCCAUCCGAAGUGCACCAUCUUACAAUGCCAGUUUUUGAUCAGUUCUUAAAAGGCAAAGACGUUUUAGUGAUGUUUCACGCCCCCUGGUGUGGUCAUUGCACUAGCAUGAAACCGGCGUAUAUGCAGGUUGCAAAGCAUUUAAAAGAGGAAAACUUCCCGGGUGUUUUGGCGGCUGUUGAUGCUACGAAGGAAAGAGAAUUAGUGAAGCGCGAGGGAGUGACUGGUUAUCCGACUUUGAAAUAUUACAGUAAUGGUGUAUUUGUGGAGGAUUUCGAAGAGCACCGAACUGAUGAAAAUUUGUUGAAUUUCAUGAAGAAAAACCUAGAUUCCAACGAUCGGCGUGCGGCUUCUGUUGAUGAAGAUACGUUCGAGGAAAUACCAAGCUCUGUGGUGCAUUUACAAAAAGACACGUUUGAACCGCAUAUUGAGAAAACGCAACACGUACUUGUGAUGUUCCACGUGAAGUGGUGUAAACAUUGUGCAGAAUUGCGUGCUGACUUAAUGCAAGCAGCUUCUCGAUUAUCCAGCUCUCCUAAUAUGGGAAUAGCUGAUGUAAAUUGCGAUCUUGAUGGAGAACACUGUCAUAGUCAUGGUGUGACGUCAUUUCCUACCAUCAAAUAUUACGGCAACGGUAAAUUUGUAGAAAAUUAUUCUGGCGAGCUGAAUGCUGAUGCGUUCACCGUUUAUUUGCAAGCAAAAGCGACAAGAGAAGAACUGUAACAAAUUAUACAUUUAUAUUUUAUAGGGAGGGAAAAUUUUUGAAUUACAAAUUUUACGUGUACUUUUUACACGGCUACAUUUUUCAAAUGAAGAGAAGAGGUUUUAAUGAUA